This is a messenger RNA of Cotesia glomerata, 3990 nucleotides long. RefSeq lists its product as uncharacterized. Lineage: Eukaryota; Metazoa; Arthropoda; Insecta; Hymenoptera; Braconidae. The record is from RefSeq and is a predicted model, not a curated record. Gene Ontology annotation, biological process: detection of chemical stimulus involved in sensory perception of smell; sensory perception of smell. The coding region runs from base 384 to 3875 and encodes 1163 amino acids. The transcript has 19 exons. Gene Ontology annotation, cellular component: plasma membrane. Gene Ontology annotation, molecular function: olfactory receptor activity; odorant binding.
ACAAAAUGUUAUAUAUAAGACUGAUACUAAAACUGCUGACAGACAGCCACAUACCAAGACGCAUAAAAAAAAAUGUACCAGGAAACACAAUGCACAAGUAAGAAAAAUAGAACUGACUUUGUUGAGCUUGCAGUAAUAACUGACCAGUGAUCUCUAUAAGAAGUAUUCCGACCCAGGAGGAUAAUUAAAAAUUAAUAUAAAAACACAAUCAAUACUUGAAUGCAUUGUCAUAAACACAUUACUCAAGCACACAUAUCAUCAAUGAAUCAUGAUUCCAAUAUAUUAUUCAUUUUUCGAAAAAAGUUUCGAACUUUGUUCUUUGUUAGUUUACCAGCGGUUUUAUCGACAUAUCAUCGCAGAUUAUUGUGAAAUAAACCAUCACCAUGGAUUCAGAAGUUGAGAAACAAUUGAAGGAAGCUAAAUCUCUGCUGGGAAAAGUGUCUUGGUUAAUGAGUUUAUUAGGAAUUUGGCCGGUUGAAAAAACGCGCAUUCAGCGGAUAAAGUUCAAAGUUUACGUGGCUUAUGUAACUCUUCAUCUCGCGAUGACAGUCAAUAAUUUGGUCGCUAAUUUUAGCAACGUAAAACUAGUAACUAUAACUAUUCAACAAUUAAUGGGUCUUGGUAUGACAUUCAACCGCUUAUUAUUUAUCAAUUACUCCUCUAAUGUCAGUGAAAUAAUAAAAACUACCAAGGAAGAAAUCGCAUGUGCAGCUUUGACCGAUAUUACUGAAAAAAAAAUUUUUAUAAAGCUUCACAAAGCAGCUUCACUCUACUAUCAUAUUACCAUCAAGUUCAUGGUUUUUACAUCAUCAUAUUUUUACGUGAUGCCUUUGUACAGGCUCAUUUCUGCUUGGUUCGCGAAUGAACCGCUAGUGCUGAUACCGCCGUAUAAAAUAAAAGUAUUUUUCUUCAACGUUUCAUCCCUUAAAAGAACCUUCUUUUUACACAUUUAUGAACUUCCCGCGUUAUUCAUCCAACCAAACUUCUGCUUUUCGGUAAAUAUGCAAGUGAUAAUUGUUAUGAACCUCGCGGCACAAAUGGCAAUACUUGGGCAAAGAAUUAAAAAUUUGGAUUCAAAAGAAUAUUCUAACGCGUCGAAUGUGAUGAUUCAAAAACUAAUUAUUAGACACAUGGAAUUAACUAAAUUGGCUAAGAAAAUUGAAAAUACUUGGACACCUAUUUAUUGCAUAGAGCUUGGAUUUUACAUACCUCUCACAUCAUUGGUUAUUUAUAAUGCUUUGACUAUGUUUAAUAAUAACCAAAAAUUAAUGGCCGUGCCUUACUACAUCUAUAUCAUCGUAACGUUGUCAAGUCUUUUUGGACACUGUCUCAUGGGAGAGUUAGUGAAAACCCAAAGUGAAAAUCUUAUGGACGCCUACUACAAUUCCAAUUGGUGCGAAAUGCCGAUAAAAUACAAAAAAAGUAUUUUGAUUUGUAUGACCUACACCAAAAUUGCGCUAAAUAUAACCGCUGGUAAAUUUUUCGUGUACUCAUUAAGCGCAUUUACAGGCAGUAAAUUCGAGCAAACUAAGUUUAUGUUUGACAAAGUCAGGUGGAUCAUAGAAUUUUUGAACGCAUGGCCAAUCAAUCCGACUAAAAAAAAAUUAAUACUUUUUUUAUUAUAUUUAAUUCACGAGAAUGUUUAUCUCGCAAUGGCUUAUUACGAUUUAUUUUCAAUAUUUGGCGAUCUCCAGCUAAUGUCUACUAAUCUAAUAGGGACACUGGUGCAAAUGAUAAUGAUGAUCCGGUUGAUAUUUGUUAAGUUUUCGUCAAGACUUAGAAAUAUUAUUGUUGAGAUUAAAGAUGAUGUUUGCGAUAAAAAUUAUCAGAGAACUGAUGAAAAAAUAAUUUACAUUAAAUAUAGCGAAAUGGCGACUAAUUUUUAUAAAAUAACAAUGGGAUUUGGUACUGGCGCUGGAUUGAGUUUUUAUAUUUUGCCUGCACAGAAUUAUUUUAUAGCAUGGCUUCUCCAUCAACCGGCACCUCUAGAGCUUCCUUACAGAGCAAAAAUAUUCAACACAAAUGAGACGACUCUUAAGCAAUCAAUUUUCCUUUAUAUUUAUCAAGCACCGCUGCCUAUUACCGCAUUAUGUUACUUUGCGACUGUUAACAUGCAAUUUAUAAUAAUAUCAAACAUAUGUGCUCGGAUCGCCAUUUUAGGAAAUAGAAUCAAUCAAAUUAACAAUAGUAUAGCCAUGAAAACUGAUAGUCUUAUCAAACAUAUCGUGCUUAAACAUUUAGAGCUGAUCAGAUUAACAAAAAGAGUAGAUGAAACUUGGACUCCAGUAUUUCUUCUUGAAAUAAUUGUUUUAAUUCCACUUCUUGCGCUGGUACUAUUCAGCGCAAUUUUGGCGUUGGAAGCCAGUGAAACAGUAGGGUUCUUAAUGUUAAUAACUUACGUAAGCGCAGUAUUAUCGUGUUUGUUCGCCAAUUGUUUAAUGGGUGAACUUUUGUUAACAGAACACGAAAAUUUACUACAGAGGUUCUACAUUUGCUAUUGGGAAGAAAUGUCUCAAAAAUCGAAACAAUCCUGGCUUAUUUGCAUGGUGAGUUGUGCGAAAAUUCCGAUGCGAAUGACUGCUGGAAAAAUAUAUAUUUUUUCAUUUAAUGGUUUCACGGGAAUACUACGAAGUGAAAAAAUAUUGACAUUUUUUAGGCUGUCAUUCGAUAUCUUCACAUCGACAUUACCAGUUAUGGAAAUAGCAUUCGAGAAACAAUUCGAGGAAAGUAAAUUGAUGAUAAAAAAAAUUGGAGGGCUAAUCCAAAUAUUGAAAGCAUGGCCAAUCAAUCAGUCGAGAAAAGAACUGACAAUGUUUAUAAUUUACCUUAGUUAUGAAACUAUUUACCUGUCGAUGGCUUUCAAUGAUGUAGUUUCAAUUUUCGGAAAUCUCCAGCUCAUGACCGCUAAUUUUUUGGGAACACUAGUGCAACUGGUGAUGGUGAGUCGGUUGAUAUUUAUCAGAUUUUCAGUUAAAAUGAAGGAAAUAAUUGAAGAAAUAUUCGACAAUUGUGACGGUAAAAAUUAUCCAAGUAAAAGUGAAAAAGAAAUUUAUAUUAAGUACAGCUUGAAGGCUAAAAACUUUUAUAUUGUCACAAUGACUUCUAUCAUUAUUGCUGCGUUCGGUUUUUGUUUGCUACCUUUACAGAAGUAUAUCAUAUCUUGGCUUUUGCACUAUCCUGCAACUCUGGAAAUUCCAUACAGAGCUAAAUUAUUCUACUCAAACGGUACAUCUUAUAGACAAACAAUUCUGCUUUAUAUUUUUGAAAUUCCACUACCCGUUACUUCAAUUUGUUACACUGCAGCAAUUAAUUUGCAAUUUGUAAGAAUAUCAAACAUAUGUGCGCGGAUUGCCAUUCUUGCGAAUAGGAUUAAAAAUAUUAAUUGUAAUAGAGACAAUAAAACUGAGAGUUGUAUUAAAUAUAUUGUUCUUAAACAUGUGGAGCUGAUAAAAUUGACGAAAAAAGUUGAAAAAACUUGUACUCCAAUGCUAUUUGUAGAACUACUAAUUCUGAUCCCACUGCUGGCUUUGGUAUUGUUCAGUGCAAUUGUGGCGUUGGAAGCAAGCGAAACAUUAGCGUUUUUAAUGUUAUUUGUUUACGUCGGCGCAGUAUUGUCGAGUUUGUUCGCCAAUUGUUUAAUGGGUGAACUUUUGUUAACAGAACACGAAAAUUUACUGGAGACGUUCUACAUUUGCAAUUGGGAAGAAAUGUCUCAAAAAUCAAAACAAUCCUGGCUUAUUUGCAUGAUCGGUGGCGCGAAAAUUCCGAUGCAAAUAACUGCUGGAAAAAUAUAUAUUUUUUCAUUUAAUAGUUUCACGGGGAUACUACGAAGUUCAAUGGCUUACGUUUCAUUGCUGAGAACACUGACAGCUUGAAAUUUUUAGUUUAUAUAGCCUGUUGUUCCGACAUUUGUGUAUUUUCUUGAAAGUUUAAUAUCAAACUAGUAAUACUUGAUCUAGAUAAAUAAACCUUUUUAUUUUCAACAUUUAA